Oppiella nova is the source of this 378-nucleotide messenger RNA. Lineage: Eukaryota; Metazoa; Arthropoda; Arachnida; Sarcoptiformes; Oppiidae. The record is from the annotation of a GenBank genome assembly.
AUGUACUUUAAAAAAGAUCUCCAAAAGUUUGACGCAAAUGUGGCUAAACUCAUAGCCAUUGGCAACUCCGGGCGCCGUUUCCCGGAAAGUCGAGGUCCGGAGUUGAGAAAGUUUUGCAAGAUAGCAAACAAUUGGACAACCUACUUAAAGCCGGUGCUUGCGGUAACUCAGGGAUUAGCAAGUUCGCUAUACGAAAGUAUUGGGUGCGUGACGGGAGCACUACAGGGUGUCCCCAAAUGUACGCCAACGGCAUUGGACAGUAUGUUAGGCUUAUUUCGAUCCAUUACUGGCAAUGUUGUGGACGUGUUUUGCGGCGAUUAUACCGAGGGCUCAGACAAAUGCGAUAGUCUUGAUAUGAGUCUCACGGACUCGAAGUGA